AGAAUGCAUUGCAUGGCGCGUCAUUGAAGAGAGACCAUGAUGGCGGCGGCCGCGGCGGCGGGGGGAGCCCCCGAGGUGAUCGCCCAGCUGGAGAACGCGGCCAAAGUGCUGAUGGCACCACCUUCCAUGGUCAAUAAUGAACAACGUCAGCAUGCUGAACACAUAUUCUUAUCAUUUAGAAAAUCAAAAUCGCCAUUUGCUGUUUGCAAGCAUAUUUUAGAAACUAGUAAAGUGGACUAUGUCCUUUUUCAAGCUGCCACGGCGAUAAUGGAAGCAGUUGUGCGAGAAUGGAUCCUGUUGGAAAAAAGUAGCAUCGAGUCCCUACGAACAUUCCUUUUAACAUAUGUCUUACAAAGGCCUAACCUCCAGAAGUAUGUGCGGGAGCAGAUAUUGUUAGCCGUAGCGGUAAUAGUGAAACGAGGGUCCUUAGACAAAUCAAUUGAAUGCAAGAGCAUUUUCCAUGAAGUCAGCCAGUUGAUAAGCAGCGGCAACCCCACAGUGCAAACACUGGCCUGCUCCAUUUUAACGGCACUGUUGAGCGAGUUCUCAAGUUCAAGUAAAACCAGCAACAUUGGGCUAAGCAUGGAGUUCCACGGCAACUGCAAGCGGAUAUUUCAGGAGGACGACCUCCGACAGAUAUUCAUGCUCACAGUAGAGGUACUACAGGAAUUCAGCCGGCGUGAAAACCUUAAUGCUCAGAUGUCUUCAGUCUUUCAGCGUUACCUUGCACUAGCCAAUCAGGUCUUAAGCUGGAAUUUUCUCCCUCCAAAUUUAGGCAGACAUUAUAUAGCUAUGUUUGAAUCCUCACAAAAUGUGAUGCUAAAGCCAACAGAGUCCUGGCGUGAGACCCUCCUGGACAGCAGAGUUAUGGAGCUUUUCUUUACGGUGCAUCGAAAAAUUAGAGAAGACACAGAUAUGGCACAAGACUCGCUGCAGUGCCUAGCUCAGCUAGCCUCUCUCCACGGGCCAGUGUUUCCAGACGAAAGUUCUCAAGUCGAUUACUUAGCUCACUUCAUUGAGGGAUUGCUCAACACUAUCAAUGGAAUUGAGAUAGAGGACUCUGAAGCAGUGGGAAUAUCAAGUAUAAUCAGCAACUUGAUCACUGUAUUUCCUCGCAAUAUAUUAACAGCCAUUCCAAAUGAACUUUUUUCUUCGUUCGUUAACUGCCUCACACACCUCACUUGCUCUUUUGGGAGAAGUGCUGCCUUGGAGGAAGUGCUUGACAAAGACGACAUGGUAUACAUGGAAGCAUAUGACAAGCUCUUGGAAUCCUGGCUUACUUUGGUACAAGAUGACAAACAUUUCCAUAAAGGCUUCUUUACCCAACAUGCUGUUCAGGUUUUUAAUUCUUACAUCCAGUGCCACUUAGCUGCUCCUGAUGGUACAAGGAAUUUGACUGCCAAUGGUGUUGCCUCCAGAGAAGAGGAAGAAAUAAGUGAGCUUCAGGAGGAUGACAGGGAGCAGUUCUGUGACCAGCUGGCCAGCGUAGGCAUGUUAGGAAGAAUUGCUGCCGAACACUGUAUACCUCUUCUUACAAGCUUAUUAGAAGACAGAGUGACGAGGCUUCAUGGCCAGUUGCAAAGGCAUCAGCAGUUAAUUGGCUCAGCCGGGUCAGCCUCUAUUGACAAUAAAGCGCUUGAUGACCUAUACGAGGACAUUCAUUGGCUCAUCCUAGUCACAGGCUACCUCUUAGCUAAUGAUACUCAGGGAGAGACUCCGCUAAUACCUCCAGAAAUAAUGGAGUAUUCCAUUAAGCAUUCAACUGAGGUUGACAUCAAUACAACGCUUCAAAUUCUUGGAUCUCCAGGAGAAAAGGCCUCUUCCAUUCCAGGGUACAACAGAACCGAUUCUGUUAUUAGGUUAUUGUCUUCUAUUCUAAGAGUGUCAGAAGUGGAAUCUCGAGCAAUAAGAGCAGAUUUAACACACCUCCUGAGCCCGCAAAUGGGAAAAGACAUUGUAUGGUUCCUUAAGCGGUGGGCAAAAACCUAUCUCCUAGUAGAUGAAAAACUGUAUGACCAGAUAAGUCUGCCAUUCAAUACGGCAUUUGGUGCUGACACAGAGGGCGCUCAAUGGAUUGUGGGUUACCUCUUAGAAAAAGUAAUCAGCAACCUUGCCGUGUGGAGUUCUGAGCAGGAACUUGCAAAUGACACCGUGCAGUUGCUAGUAACUUUGGUAGAAAGGAGAGAGAGGGCAAAUUUAGUGAUUCAGUGUGAGAACUGGUGGAACUUAGCAAAGCAGUUUGCCCGGCGGAACCCACCUCUUCACUUUUUGUCCAGCUCUGUGCAACGAACGUUAAUGAAAGCCUUAGUUCUCGGAGGUUUUGCUCACAUGGACACAGAUACCAAACAGCAGUACUGGACGGAGGUACUUCAACCACUUCAGCAGCGGUUCUUGAAUGUGAUAAACCAAGAAAACUUCCAGCAGAUUUGUCAAGAGGAGGAGGUGAAACAGGAAAUCACUGCCACCUUAGAGGCACUUUGCGGCAUUGCUGAGGCUACACAGAUAGACAAUGUAGCAAUUCUCUUUAAUUUUCUAAUGGACUUCCUCACCAAUUGCAUUGGACUCAUGGAGGUGUACAAGAAUACACCAGAGACUGUUAACCUCAUUAUAGAAGUUUUUGUUGAAGUUGCACAUAAACAAAUAUGCUAUCUUGGAGAGUCUAAAGCCAUGAAUUUAUACGAAGCUUGUCUGACCCUACUUCAAGUGUAUUCCAAAAAUAAUUUAGGUAGGCAGCGGAUAGAUGUUACAGCAGAAGAGGACCAAUACCAGGAUCUUCUUCUCAUCAUGGAACUCCUUACCAAUUUACUUUCAAAAGAAUUUAUAGAUUUCAGUGAUACAGAUGAAGUAUUUAGGGGACAUGAGCCUGGGCAAGCAACAAAUAGAUCUGUGUCAGCGGCCGACGUUGUCUUAUAUGGGGUGAAUCUAAUUCUGCCUUUAAUGUCCCAAGACUUGCUAAAAUUUCCGUCGCUGUGUAAUCAGUACUACAAACUAAUUACUUUUAUUUGUGAAAUAUUCCCUGAGAAAAUUCCACAGCUUCCAGAAGACUUGUUUAAAAGCCUUAUGUAUUCCUUAGAAUUAGGGAUGACAUCAAUGAGUUCGGACGUUUGCCAGCUCUGCUUGGAAGCUCUGACACCGUUAGCAGAACAGUGUGCAAAAGCACAGGAGACCGAUUCAUCCCUCUUUUUAGCAACAAGGCACUUUCUUAAAAUGGUUUUUGACAUGCUGGUACUGCAAAAGCACAAUACAGAAAUGACAGCUGCAGCGGGUGAAGCGUUUUACACGCUAGUAUGUUUGCAUCAGGCGGAAUAUUCUGAAUUAGUUGAAACGUUGUUAACAAGUCAACAAGAUCCUAUAAUUUACCAGCGAUUAGCAGAUGCCUUCAACAAGCUUACCGCAAGCAGCACUCCACCAACUUUGGACCGUAAGCAGAAGAUGGCCUUCCUCAAAAGUUUAGAAGACUUUAUGUCAAAUGUCGGUGGUCUCCUCUGUGUAAAAUAAACACCAGAACUGUAUGCCUAACCUUGACCCUUUCUGCAAAAUGCACUGAAAAAUGCUGAAAGCUGACUUAAUUUUAAUGCCUGUUUCUGGGUUUUUUGCAGCCAUCCAAGAUUUUAGAGAGCCUGGAAGUUUUUUUUAUAGUGCAGUGGAAUAGGAGAUGUCAACUCUAAAAUCAGCUUCUGCUAAUGUCUGUUAGCCACAGUCUGUCAUACCUUUUUAUGUUGUACAGAAUAAACAGAAAAACUGAAAUCUUCAAAAAAGAGAGAGAGAGAGAGAGAGAGAGA
Molecule: messenger RNA, 3782 nt
Organism: Lacerta agilis (Sand lizard)
Lineage: Eukaryota; Metazoa; Chordata; Lepidosauria; Squamata; Lacertidae
Gene: XPO4
Product: exportin 4
Exons: 23
Coding region: 37-3498 (1153 amino acids)
Biological process (GO): protein export from nucleus
Cellular component (GO): cytoplasm; nuclear pore
Molecular function (GO): nuclear export signal receptor activity
Source: RefSeq, a predicted model, not a curated record